UCACCGGUUCAACUAACGUGUGCUCAGGACAAUGAGUUUUAAAGUAAAAUAAUUAAAAGUUGUACAAAUUUAAUAACUUGGUGCCACUCUUGGUAAAUUUAUGAGGAGAGUGUGUACUACAGUCUGACUGAACUUGUCUGUACGACGGAUAAGUUGCUGCUUAUCAUUUACUUGUUCAAACUCGACCUACACACACUACACAGGAUUGGAGAUAAAUUGAUAGAUUCGCUCGUCUGUCCCCACUGGGCGCCAUGUCGACGUUAUAUCCCACUACGGGGAUCGCACCCCCUGCGAGACCUCCAGAAGUGGAUAAGAGACCGCUUCUCAGCGGCAAAUAUGCCACCAUUUUGAUAUCUCGCGUGGUGCAAGCUUCUUUUAUCAUCUGUUUAGUCCACAUCUUUGCCCUCAUCUGGGUUCGUGGAUUCGAAAAGAUUUUCAACUUUGGUAGCGGCGAUGACGACCUCAGCGAUAAAUCUAAUUCAAGACCAUCUCAGGGCAUGACAUUAUUCUCCUUGUUCAACUUCUUGCCAAUGUUUAUACAAUUUGUUGCCGGGGUUUUGAACCCUGCCACAUUUUGGAUCCUGCUUUCCUCAAUCAUCCAAGUUUGUGUCGUAUCUAGUAUUGCGAAAGUCUGUCCCUCGUUUCCGACGACUCGACAAGAAUCGGUGGUCGGGCUUUUAUGUGGAAAAUUUUCAGGGGGUAUACUCGCUACGAUUUUGAUUGGACUCACCAACGCCAUCAUCACCCACAGCUAUUUGAGUGUGGCUACUGGUGAGAUUGAACUUUUGGUGAGUGACGGAAAAUCGAAUGGAGGAGAGUUGAAGGAGUGCCCCGGACUUGGUGGGCCCAGUGUUCUCUGCUGGACGGACCAACGCAACACCAUUAUCCUGCUGUCCGCGUUAUACUCGACCUACGUCUUUUUCAAACAAUACGUUACAGUAAACUUUGUGAUGGCAUUCCCAACAAUCGAUCUGCAGAUGGGAGACCGGUUUCGCUGUUCCGUCUCCAAAGCAUGGAACGAUUGCAAACAGUAUGUCACCUUUUUCGCCACAUUUGACCUCGUCCUGGUCGGAUUAAACACAUUACUAUUCAUCGUUUCUAAAUCCUACCUCCACAAUUUACUCGAGUUUGGAAUCCUGUUCAACUUUCGGUUCUUUCUCCAUAUUCUCAUUUGGCCAAGUGUCGUCCUUUUUUCUACGAAAUUGGUGUGGCGCAUUGUCGAAAUCGUUAUGACUGAGAAGUUGAAUAUUCCACUCGAGUCCAAAUAUCCCUCUUCCACGGGGAUAAUCCUUCUGAGGGAUGCCAUGCAGUGGGGCCCCCUUCCAAUGAAAUUCUUGGCCUUUUUCGAGUUUAACAUGAUGGCUUGCAUGCCCACCAACCAGAAAGUGAUGGAAAACUUUUUUACCCUCAGUCAUCCAGGUUACCACGCGCGAAACUGGACUGGCGUUAUGGACGCCGUGCUGAGCGAAUGCACUGAUUUAAUCCAACGUUUGGACACCUACUCAAAGAAAAAAGAGACAAGUUCUUGGUGCCCUGCCAAGACCAGCACUCCCGUCACGGUGCCAAAAUUCUUCGCUUUGGUCGAAGAAAGAGAAGACAUUAAACUCAAUCCGAGCGCGUAUCGCCGUAAAACCUUGGACAUUCGGGAUUUGAAAACACCAACAAGCCUAGUGAGCAAGCCCUCAGCGCGAAAUGCUUUCCAAGCUGCGCCACAAAUUUUUAAAAAGAGUUUUUCCAACUUAUGGACACGUUUUUGGAACUAUCAGGUUGGCUCUGUCACUACCCGGGUUAAGUCGUUUGCCCAGGAGAAGAACUCUGCCAUGGAGUUCGCCAAUAUCCUCUCCACCGGACAGCCUGUUGUCAUCUGGGGGAUGAACGGCCUCGUAGAAAUUGCCACGCACUCCUUCGUGUACGACCAGUACGGCGCUAUGCAGCGUGACGUGAAUCAAAUUAUUUCCGUCCUUCUCACCCUGUACCAGACGUUAGACGAAGCGACGGCAACAAUGGUCAGGAAGGUUGAGAAGGUCUCGACCUCAAAGCCGAACAAUGAUAAGGUAGCCGUGUCCCUGACUUCCUCUCGACAACUAGUCACCAGCAUCCUCUUUUCACUAACUCGACUCCAUGGAUCCUUCCAUCUGUAUUACAAUACCCUCGGAAUUCCUGCUUCUCAACAGGAAAUGCUUUAUACCUUGUCCGAUAUGACGAAACCCCAACUGCAGAAGAGCCGAUCUUCUCAUGAUGACAGUUACUCCGCUUUCAUCCCUACUGAUUAAGGAUCUCUACUAUUUACAUAGUUAAUUCAUAACAUUAAACACGUUAGUUUUAAGUUGAUAUAUUAACAAUUGGUAAUAUUAUGACGACAGAGGACUUAUACGUUAUACAUCUAGUACUUUAUACAUAUGUACAUACUUAUAUUGCAAGCAUUAUACAUGCAAUAAUACCCUUAAUGUGGAUUCCAAUUGUGGACAAACCAACUCAUAACUAAUUAGAGAGAUGCCAUGUAAAACUUGUAUUAUUAUUCGCAACGGAGAUAAUAUAGAUAAAGAUAAAUAACUAAAUAUGAUAUGCGCUGAAUAAAUAUUUUACAUUUUUGCACAUUUUCAAGUAAAAAAAUAA
Molecule: messenger RNA, 2616 nt
Organism: Folsomia candida
Lineage: Eukaryota; Metazoa; Arthropoda; Collembola; Entomobryomorpha; Isotomidae
Product: nucleoporin NDC1
Exons: 11
Coding region: 252-2273 (673 amino acids)
Biological process (GO): nuclear pore organization
Cellular component (GO): nuclear pore transmembrane ring
Molecular function (GO): protein-macromolecule adaptor activity
Source: RefSeq, a predicted model, not a curated record